Messenger RNA from Arachis stenosperma, 2855 nucleotides. Its product is annotated as inactive protein kinase SELMODRAFT_444075-like. NCBI's taxonomy places the organism in Eukaryota, Viridiplantae, Streptophyta, Magnoliopsida, Fabales, Fabaceae. The record is from RefSeq and is a predicted model, not a curated record. Gene Ontology annotation, molecular function: protein kinase activity; ATP binding. The transcript is spliced from 10 exons. Bases 655 to 2727 code for a protein of 690 amino acids. Gene Ontology annotation, biological process: protein phosphorylation.
CCCCUUUUCAUCAUUUUCUUUUUCCUUUCAUUCUGUGCCAUGGCGUUAAUACUACCCAAAUGAUGAUGCUGGAAGUGCAAGUGUAGCAAAAGGGGUUCCUCUAAGGUCAUGUCAACAGUAAAUCCAGCUAGUUGGAUCCAUGUUUUGACUUGGAGGUUGAUUUGAAGGCUCAAAGGCAAAGCCAAUGCAAAACUGAAAAGGCAUGUUCUUUGGUUCAGUGAGCAGUGCUUUUCAAUCUUCAUGGAUUUCUUUUUUCUCACACUUGAAAUCUACAUUGCACUGUGAGCUGGGGAAUGCAGCAUGUUGCUUUCUGAGCCAAAAGGGUCACAUGGAUUCUUCACGGAUUUGAUACUAUUCUGGGAACCUAGCUACAUGCGGAAACCAUCUUGUUCUUGAGUGAAGAAAAAGCAAGUUCAUGAGGAAGUUAAAAAGAGGGGUUGUUUGCAUUUGAUUAAAAGGGUCUUAUUACUGGUUUCUCUGCUAUUGCUUGAUGAUUGAAAAGGUGGGGUGGGGCCAAAGGAGUAACUUUGAUCAUGUUCUUCUGAUAUGCUUCUCCAACUUCUUGUUUAGGAUAUACAAAUACAUGUCUUUGAUGGUUAUUCACUGAAACCUGUUAUAGCUUUUGUGGGAUUGUUGGUGGUGGUGGUGGUGGUGAUGAGUCGAGAACAGCAUAAGCGAGGGAAGGAAGAAAAAGGUUCAGAUGGUGCUGAGAAGGUUAUUGUUGCUGUUAAGGCAUCAAAGGAAAUUCCAAAGACAGCACUUGUUUGGUCUCUGACUCAUGUUGUUCAACCUGGGGAUUGCAUUACACUAAUAGUGGUUGUGCCUUCUUCACAAAGUUUUGGAAGAAGAUUAUGGGGUUUUCCAAGGUUUGCUGGUGACUGUGCCAACACCCAGAAGAAAUCUCAUUCACCAACUAGUUCAGAGCAGAAGAGUGAGAUUACUGAUUCUUUCUCUCAGAUGAUUCUUCAGCUCCAUGACAUCUAUGAUCCAAAUAAGAUAAAUGUCAAGAUUAAAAUUGUUUCUGGAUCACCUUGUGGAGCAGUGGCUGCAGAAGCUAGAAAGGCCCAAGCCAAUUGGGUUGUAUUAGACAAGCAGCUAAAACAAGAAGAAAAGCAGUGUAUGGAAGAGCUGCAUUGCAACAUUGUUGUUAUGAAACAAUCCCAAGCGAAAGUGCUCCGGUUGAAUUUGAUUGGAUCACAAAAGAAGGAUCUUGAAGAAGCAGCUCCAUUACAUUCCAAGCAAGAUGGGAAGCUUGGAAGACAAGCCAAGAAUAAGAAUGAUUCUUUGAGUUCCAUAAAAGGAGCAGUUGUCACCCCAACUAGUAGUCCAGAUGUAGGGACUCCUUCUACCGCGACUGAAGCCGUUACUUCAUCUGUUUCAAGCUCUGAUCCUGGAACUUCACCAUUCUUUGUUUCUGAGAUGAAUAAUGGUGAGUCAAAGAAAGAGGAAACUAUUAAACAAAAUGAAGAAGUUGAUGCUAGUUCAGACUCGGAUAGCGAAAAGUUGUCCCUAUCCUCAGCAACCUUGAGAUUCCAACCAUGGAUCAAAGAUUUACUUUUAUGCAAACAAUCAUCUCAAUGCAGAGAAGAAGGAUGCCAUAGCAAGAAUCAAACAUCCACAGCUAGAGCUUUGAUGGAAAAGUUCUCAAGGCUAGAAAGAGAAGCUGAAAUGGAGAUCUCAAGCCAUAUGAGUGAGUUGGAUUUGAGUGGAAAUGUAAGAGAAGCAAUAACAUUAUCAAGAAAUGCUCCACCUGGUCCACCUCCAUUGUGUUCAAUAUGUCAACACAAGGCUCCUGUUUUUGGGAAACCUCCAAGGUGGUUCAGCUAUGCCGAGUUGGAACUCGCUACGAGUGGAUUCUCUCAAGCUAAUUUCUUGGCAGAAGGGGGAUUUGGCUCUGUUCACAGAGGGGCCUUACCUGAUGGACAAGUCAUUGCUGUGAAGCAGCAUAAACUGGCUAGUUCUCAGGGUGAUGUUGAAUUUUGCUCAGAGGUUGAAGUCCUCAGCUGUGCUCAGCAUCGAAACGUUGUAAUGCUCAUUGGAUUCUGUAUUGAGAAUAAGAGAAGGUUGCUGGUUUAUGAGUACAUAUGUAAUGGAUCUCUGGACACUCACUUAUAUGGGAAAAAACAGGAACCAUUAGAAUGGUCAGCACGUCAAAGAAUUGCCGUGGGAGCUGCUAGAGGCUUGAGAUAUCUUCAUGAGGAGUGCAGAGUAGGCUGCAUUAUCCACCGUGACAUGCGGCCGAAUAACAUUCUUAUCACCCAUGAUUUUGAGCCACUGGUUGGUGAUUUUGGGCUAGCAAGGUGGCAGCAACAUAGAGACACUGGUGUUGAAACUAGAGUGAUUGGAACAUUUGGGUAUUUGGCUCCUGAAUAUGCUCAAAGCGGCCAAAUAACAGAAAAGGCUGAUGUUUACUCCUUUGGGGUGGUAUUGGUGGAGCUUGUUACCGGACGAAAAGCUGUCGAUCUUAGCAGGCCGAAGGGGCAGCAAUGUCUUACUGAAUGGGCACGGCCAUUGCUAGCAGAAUAUGCAAUUGAGGAACUAAUUGAUCCAAGGUUGGGAAAUAACUAUGCAGAAAAUGAGGUCAAUUGCAUGCUUCAUGCAGCUUCAUUAUGCAUGAGGAGAGAUCCUUAUUCCAGACCACGCAUGUCACAGGUGCUCAGAAUACUGGAGGGUGACAUGAUCAUGGACACAAAUUACAUUACAGCUACCAAUCCCACCACCACAUAAAGAUGAUAUAUUUUCUUAUUUUAUGAAUGUCAUGUAAUUUUGUACUUGUAUUCUGAUCUGUACAGUAUAGUAGAAACUAGGAUAGUGUCCAAUAAGUAGAAGCAGCCUUUUGUGCUUUUUCAGGUACA